Molecule: messenger RNA, 1204 nt
Organism: Zootoca vivipara (common lizard)
Lineage: Eukaryota; Metazoa; Chordata; Lepidosauria; Squamata; Lacertidae
Gene: SPEGNB
Product: SPEG neighbor
Molecular function (GO): protein binding
Source: RefSeq, a predicted model, not a curated record
AUGUCAAAAGCUGCACCCAAGAAACCAGCAGCAGGUGCUGCAGCCCCUCCCCCUGCAGGAUUUUCCCUGGACAUAAAGGAUCCUCAGGUGCAGAAUGCUGCCAUCCGCAUCCAGGCUUCCUAUCGUGGGCACAGGUCCCGCGUGGAAAUGAAGGAGAAGGGCCCCCCACGGGUGCUGAAGAACCUCACGGACGUGAUGCUGAUCGAGGGGAGCGCAGCCAAGCUGGAGUGUCGCAUCAGUGCCUUCCCUGACCCUUUCAUCCGCUGGUCCAAAGAUGGAGCGGAACUCAAGGACGGGCCCAAGUACCGCUAUGUCUUUGAGGACCCAGACAUAGUCGCCUUGGUGGUCCGUGAUGCUGGCCUUCCCGACCUGGGCAAGUACACCAUCUCCGUGAAGAACCCCUUCGGAGAGUGCUUCGACUCGGCACGUCUCCUCGUGGAAGUGCCUGCCAAGAUUCAGAAGGGCCCAGACAGCACAAAAGCCAAGAAAGGCAGCACAGUCAACCUGACAGCCCACAUCAGUGGGGAGCCCGCCCCCGAUGUUGGCUGGGCCAAGGAUGGCGAGGAUGUUGAAGAGGAUGAGCGCAUAUACUAUAACAUCGGCAGUGACUCGACAACUCUCACCAUCAAAAAGGUGUCGCCGGCGGAUGCUGGGAAGUACGAGGUCUUUGUGGAGAACAGCCUGGGCAUGGACGAGUCUUUUGCACGCCUUGAUGUGAUCUGAGCUCCUGCCUCCCCCUGCGUCCUGUACAGUUCCCCUCCCCCCAAAAAAGAAACUCUCUGUCAUCGCAAAGUAUGGUCCAUUGUCUUGGAGAGAAGGCUGGGGAAAGCAAAUUAAGUCCUGCAAUGGCGCUGUAGGGAUAUCCUGUCCUGUCCCCCCUAAGAUGCAAUAGGGAGUCCUUCUCUCAUUGCCCCUAUGGCUCUAGCCAAUGUCAUUCUGCCAAAGCUAUCCUGGCAAGAGUUCCCCACUGUGCCCCAGGGCUGAAUCCAUUUCUUGGGCAGGUGGGUCCCAUCUCCUUGCAGGCUAAUCGCCUUGUGCAGCCAUCGCUGAAAUGCCUUCACUCCAAGGAUGCAGAAGGGGGUGUGCAGUCCUCCUAUUGGCAGCACCUACUUUCCCCCAGCACUUCAGAGAUUGUGAGCCAUCCCAGAAGCCUCCAGAUUCUUCCUGACCUGUUUUCUUGCUACAUGAACUAAAUAAAACCAGU